CAAAACACACACCAAAAAAAAAGGCGGACUAGAUUGAAUUUGGUUUUUCGUUAUUCUUCAUGUACUUCGGAAGUUAGGAACGACUUUUCUCCGAUUCAGAUCGAGGCCUAAUUGCCCUUUGACAAACUUAGAAAAAAAUAGAAAAUGCAAAAAUAGAAAACAUAGUGCAAAUCGAAAAGCAUCAAACAUGGGAGGUAGCGAUGGGAUCUUAGGCAACAGGGACAUAGAAAGAAGCAAAGCAACUAUAGGCAGCACCAGCACAAGAAGAAAAUGGCUGAAGAGGCGAGAGACAUGGCUUGUGGUUCUGGGUGUCAUUCUUCACGCUAUUUACAUGCUCAGUAUCUUCGAUAUCUACUUCAAGACCCCCAUUGUUCAUGGCAUGGACCCUGUCACUCCUCGCUUCAAUGCCCCAGCCAAGCGCCUCGUGCUACUCGUUGCUGAUGGUUUGCGUGCCGACAAGUUCUUUGAGCCUGAUUCUGAAGGAAAUUACAGAGCUCCAUUUUUAAGAAGCAUUAUUAAAGGGAAAGGUCGCUGGGGAGUAUCUCAUGCACGCCCUCCAACAGAGUCGAGACCUGGACAUGUUGCUCUAAUCGCUGGUUUCUAUGAGGAUCCAAGUGCAGUUACAAAAGGAUGGAAAGCUAAUCCAGUUGAAUUUGAUUCAGUAUUUAAUAGAAGCCACCAUACAUUUGCUUUUGGGAGUCCUGACAUUGUUCCAAUAUUCUGCGGUGCUGUGCCACACAGCACAUGGAAUACAUAUCCUCAUGAGUAUGAAGACUUUGCAACUGAUGCAUCCUUUUUGGAUGAGUGGUCUUUUGAUCAAUUUCAGAGCCUUUUAAAUAGGUCCAAUGAAGACUCAAAGUUGAAGGAGUUACUUCUACAGGAUAAUCUUGUAAUAUUUCUGCACCUACUUGGUUGUGAUUCAAAUGGUCAUGCACAUAGGCCCUUUUCCUCCAUCUAUCUCAACAAUGUAAAGGUUGUUGACUCUAUAGCUGAAAGGGUUUAUCAUAUGGUUGAAGAUCAUUUCAAGGACAACCGUACGGCAUAUAUAUUUACAGCUGAUCAUGGAAUGAGUGACAAAGGAAGCCAUGGAGAUGGGCAUCCUUCAAACACUGAUACUCCCCUUGUUGCUUGGGGAGCUGGUGUUAAAAAUCCCAAGCCAAUAUCAGGCACCAACCAUUCUCAUUGCAAUUUUCGUUUUGUUGAUGAACAUAUUCAUGACGCACCGACACCCGUAGAAUGGGGCCUUAAUGAUAUUGAAAGGGUGGAUGUCAAUCAAGCUGAUAUUGCACCACUCAUGUCCACACUUGUUGGUUUGCCAUGCCCUGUUAACUCAGUUGGAAGUCUACCCCUUGAUUACAUAAACAUGACUGAGAUGGAAGAAGUUGAAGCUGUGGUAUCAAAUACAAAGCAAGUUCUCAACCAGUUUCUUCGCAAGUCAUAUAUAAAGCGGUCAAAUUCACUUUAUUUCAAGCCUUUCAAGCAACUGGCCAAUUAUUCUGCUGUACUGGAUCAAAUUGAGCGUCUAAUAUCAUUUAGAAACUAUGAAGCUGCUAUGAAGCUAUCCGAAAAUCUCAGAAGCUUGGCGCUUCAAGGACUUCAUUAUUUUCAAACUUAUGACUGGCUGAUGCUUAUGACCAUAAUCACUCUUGGGUAUAUUGGUUGGAUGAUAUAUCUUUUUGUCCAUGUGCUGCAAUCUUAUACUUCAAUGCCAGGAAAUAUAUCAAGAAAGGAGCAAGCAGCUCGUCAGAGAAGUUAUACUGGAAAGAUAAACCUAUGUGGAUGUCUUUUCAUGGGAGCACUUUCUAUUCUACUUUUUCUGGAGCACUCUCCUCCCCUUUACCAUGCAUAUACUACAAUGACGGUAUUCUUGUGGACCAGAAUAAUUAAUGAAUAUUGGUCCAUAAGAGCAUUAUGGAUAUACUUACGUGGAAGAAAAUUCAACUAUAUCAUUAAACUUGUAGCCACCAGUGCUGUGGCAUUGUUCAUUCUAGAACUUCUGGUGAAUAGCUUCACUGACAGGAAGCUCUACACUUGGUGCUUCCUGAUCACAGGGGCCAUAGCUUCUCUUUAUCUUCUUAAGUCAAUUCCAUGGAGAUCUGGAAUACCAAUCUUUGUCUGCAUUGCAUGUUGGUUUUUGUCCAUAUUUACUUUGAUGCCAGCACAAAUUCCUGAUAAUAAUCAAUUAGUAAUUGCAAGUGGAGCUAUGAUUAUCUUGAUAGGGUUAGUUGCAAGGUGGCUAGAUCUGCAUGCUGAAGGUAAUAAGUUCUGGCUGAGCAUCUCUAAUCAUGGAGUGAAGAGACCCAAGUUUCCCAUGCUCUUUCAUUUACAGGCACUUUUGGUUGGGUUAUCUUCAGUUAUGGUGUCUUUAUCAACGUCUCACAGAACAGAAAAGCAAGAACUGCUUGCAUUACACCAGUUGAUAAAUUGGGCUAUAGCUGGUUUUUCGAUGGUUCUCCCAUUAUUUUCAGCAAAUGGCCUCUUGUCUCGGCUUACUUCUAUAUUUCUAGGUUUUGCACCUCCGUUCCUUCUUCUAUCUAUUGGAUAUGAAGCUGUCUUCUAUGGUGCUCUUGCUCUUGUACUAAUGGCAUGGAUACUAUUUGAAAACACAGUUCUAUACCUAAGUAAGGUUAAAAAACCAUCGUCUUCAAUAAAAAUUGUGGAGGAUCAUCUCACUCUUGAUCAUGAUACUAGAUGCUUGCAGCUAUCUGAUGUGAGGAUUCCUUUAAUCUUUAUGGUUUUAUUCAAUGUUGCCUUCUUUGGAACGGGAAAUUUUGCAAGCAUUGCUAGUUUUGAGAUUUCAUCUGUCUAUCGGUUCAUUACUGUGUUCAGCCCAUUUCUGAUGGCAGCCCUACUUGUAUUCAAGCUAUUUAUACCAUUCUUGCUUGUCAUAUGUGCUUUCAGUUCCAUAACCAAACUACACCAAAUUCCACGUUUGGGAUGCUAUUUUCUCGUUAUAUCAUUUUCAGACGUAAUGACCAUUCACUUCUUUUUCCUGGUCCGGAACACGGGAAGUUGGAUGGAAAUUGGUAAUAGCAUCAGUCACUUUGGAAUAGUGAGUGCCCAAGUUGUAUUUGUUCUGUUGCUGUUUGCCCUCACAAAUGUAUACACAAAAGAUAUCCAGUGCAAUUCAGCACUCGAAUCUUCUCAUAAAGCAAUGUAAAAAGUCACAUCAGAUUAAGAUAUUUGGCACCAAAGUGAGCUUCCUGCUUUCCUUCAAGGUGAGCUUUUUCAUUCUUUACAGCGGCUUCUUUGGGAUUAAAGAGCUGUUUCUCACUUGGCAUCUUCGUCAUUGCUUCCCAUAAGUGCUUAUUGUCUUUGUAAGGACUUCAUAGUAAUGGGAUUUUCCAGAUGUUCCCAUUCAUUGUGCAAUAGUUUAGCAUGUUUAUACAGGGCUUGCUUGGUUCAUUGUAUCUUCAAGUUAUCAUAUCCGCAGACCAUUUAUCAAUAUUAAUCGUAUUUGUAUACCGUUAAUGUGGUAUAAAUUGCAACCACAUUUGUACAAAUUCAUUGAUUAACUAUAUAAAAUUACAAUUAUUAAGAUUGAAA
Molecule: messenger RNA, 3546 nt
Organism: Quercus robur (English oak)
Lineage: Eukaryota; Viridiplantae; Streptophyta; Magnoliopsida; Fagales; Fagaceae
Exons: 19
Coding region: 188-3160 (990 amino acids)
Biological process (GO): GPI anchor biosynthetic process
Cellular component (GO): endoplasmic reticulum membrane
Molecular function (GO): mannose-ethanolamine phosphotransferase activity
Source: RefSeq, a predicted model, not a curated record